Messenger RNA from Danio aesculapii, 5767 nucleotides. RefSeq names its product nuclear receptor interacting protein 1a (gene nrip1a). The transcript has 2 exons. The record is from RefSeq and is a predicted model, not a curated record. Bases 614 to 3856 code for a protein of 1080 amino acids. Gene Ontology annotation, biological process: regulation of transcription by RNA polymerase II. NCBI's taxonomy places the organism in Eukaryota, Metazoa, Chordata, Actinopteri, Cypriniformes, Danionidae. Gene Ontology annotation, cellular component: nucleus. Gene Ontology annotation, molecular function: signaling receptor binding; transcription coregulator activity.
GUCCAUGAGGGUAGGAGGAGUGAACAUGGCAUUGCAGAGUGCCGGGGAUGCCUUGAAUAAACAAUUCAGUCAAGCGACUGACUGCAGGACUCAAGAGCACUAGUAAACCGCACAUGUGGGGAAUAGACGCUGUCAGCCCCAGCCACUUUUCCGUUUUUUUUAAACAUCUGAAUUGUUCGUUAAGAGAAAUGUUAUACGCGCCUCUCCGACUCUUCCCAUAAAUGCAGCAUAUUUUUCAACGGGAUUCUCUUCAGUCACCACCCGAACAGGGCUGUCACCAGCUGACCUUGUGGACAGAAUUAUUGGAUGUGGGAAGUGAUUGCACCCAGAACAUUGAAGUACAGAUGAGUUGCCAUGGAAUUCUGCAAGACUGACAACAUUAUGAUCCUGUACUCAUCUUAACAACGGCAGACAUGGAUAUAAACAAUAAAAGUCAUGCUUAGCUCUUUCCUCCUGUAUGGGAGAAUGGCUUGUGAAGCUACAUUAGGCCUUUCUUUUACCUAAAAACCACGGUUUGGAAGCUAAAAACUGUGACAACUCUUGGCAGAAAGCAUAAGAACAAUUUUUCCCUCUAUUGUGGUAGCUAACCAUACAAGGGACUUUAGUAUUGAACAUGACUCAUGGGGAAGAGCCUGGCCCUGAAACACACCAGGAUUCUGCUGUAUUAACAUAUCUGGAAGGCUUACUCAUGCAUCAGGUAGCAGGAGGACAGGGUGCGGCUGCAACACAGAGUGGAAGCCAAGAGCAGAGAAAUAAGGAUGGACCAGGGCGUGCACAGCCUAAUCAUGGCACUAGACAUGAGCAGAACCGUACAAAUUCCCACUGUGGAGCCUCACAGCAUCUCAGAAAGGCACGCCUUCUUAACUCUGAGGCCUGGACAGACAGUGAGACUCAACGGAGAUCAGUUCCCUCUGUUGCACUCAACGGGCAACAUGAAGACCACCACAGUGGCCAAAAUGGCUCUUCACAGGAUAAAGGAGAGAGCACACUGCUAGCCAGUUUGCUACAGUCUUUUAGUUCUCGACUUCAAAAUGUGAGCCUGCCACAGCAGAUUAUCCAAGGCUUGAGGCCACCAGACACCUCCUGCCAGAUAAGCAAGCCUGCACAAGAGGAAAAGGCAGAUGUGCCUUGCCACAGACCUGCCUCAAGCCACCUCCAAGAGUUAGUGAGCAAGAACAAACUUCAAAAUCACAGCAACAGUGUGCCUUAUCAACACAGACGGUCUAGCCAUGAAAGUUUUUCACCAUCUCCUAAGGCACUGCAGAGUAGUACUCCUUCCCCAUCUCCUGAGUCUCUAUCUUGUACUGAGCGCCUAAAAGCUGUGGCAAGCUUGGUAAACAUCAGAUCAAGCCCUGCUCCAUCUCCCAAACCAAGUGUUGCCUGCAGUCAACUGGCUCUUUUGCUUUCCAGUGAGGCCCACCUGCAACAGUAUUCUCGAGAGCAUGCCCUGAAAGCCAAACUUUCUGGACGAUCAGCCAGUGAAAGACUGUCUGCCAUGGCCACACAGCAGACACCAGAAAAACAACCUACAACUUCCAGCCAAACUCAUGGACUAAGCCUCUUACACACCAAGAAUGGAAUACCUUCACAAAUGUCAACAAGCUCCAGUAGACAAAGUCCCAGCCAAAUUUCAGGGCAAAGAAGGACAGAAAGUUCAAUGAGGACAGGACAUCGUUUUAGGGAGCGUCGACCUUUCGAAAAACAAGGCAGACCAUCACAGAAUUGCAGCAGUCUUCUUCUUCAGCUUCUUAACAGUCACAACACCUCACAGCGAAUUAAUGGACAGGGUCACUUGAAAGAUGACUUCAAUACCUUUGGCCCUCUGGCCUCUCCGCUUUUUUCAGACAGUGAACACUCAAACCCUGACAGCAGUUUCACAAAAGACAGCAGUGAUGCUGAGAGCAGUUACUCUAGUUGCUCUCCUAUUGACCUUUCUCUGAAGAGCAGAACAAAUGUACAAACACCAGUGUCUAUUUCACCCUCACCUGUACGAGAUAGACUCCCAGAGUCCUCAUUUAACAUGUGGAAGCCUGAGAGUUCCCCUCUCAAAGUUACAGCAGAUCACAGAGAGAUGGACUCCUGUUCAGAGAUGAAGCCUCAUCACAAGGUCACACUAUUACAGUUGCUCUUGGAUCACAAAAAUAACGAGAGAGUAAACAAAAGUCUGGAUAAUCCAGAUUUGCUGGGAGCUGUAAUCCCUAAGGUCACUAGUGCAUCUUCAAGUAGCCAAAGUGUUUUCAGUACAUCUAGGUGUAAGGACCCAAGUGACCUUAGUGGACACUGUGGAUUGAGUUGUAGAAGCCCUAAACUUUUGCCAACAUUAUCCCAAAGUAGAGACUCAAACAGCAGUGCAUCACCAUAUACACUUUAUGGGUCUCCACAUUCUCAGUGUGUCCCCUUGGACCUUUGUAAAGUGAAACAACCUACAAGUGAUGUAAGAGUAAAAGAACCUGCUUUUAGUGCUAGCAAGCUGUUGCAGAAUUUAGCUCAGUGUGGAAAACAAACCCCUGAUAUUUCACCUCCAACAAAGGCACAUUUACCCCCUGUAAAACUCAUGACUCAAGAACUGAAAGUUAACCAUCCUCCAACUUUAAUUGAGAGACUAACUGCACCAGUUCAAAAAAAUAACCCACUGUGGGAAGAGGCUAAGGCAAAACCUUCAAAUGUGCCCGAAGCAACGCAGCAAGCCUCGGAGAUCGAGAAUUUGCUUGAAAGACGCACAGUUCUGCAGCUGCUUUUGGGCAAUGCUCCUCAGAAGGAAAAGGUAGGCAAUAAAAGAAAACGAGAACACAGCAAGACUAAUUCUGGAGAAAAACUGAUGCAUCAAACAAUAAGCCAAGCAAAUGGUCCUCCAUUGGAUAUCCCAAUUAAAACUGAGCCAACUGAAGAGGGUCAAACUAAUGACUACAACAAAAUGUCACAGCAAUGCCAGAAUUCAGUUUUGGAGCAAAGAAGCUGCAGCACCAGUUAUCUUUCUCAAGAAAACAUCAAACAAGAACCACUUUCCCCAGAGGCUUCCACCAGAGAUGGCCUUCUCUGUCAUCUCCUUAAAAAACGACCCAAAGCACUACAGCGAAACAAGUUGGAGGACCUAAAUAAGAGUUGUGUUAAAGAAGAUUCCGUUCAAACCCAGGGACCAACAAUCCCAAAGAAGCGAAAGUUUUCGAUAGAACAAGAAUAUCAUAACUCUUUAAUUCAGCAGACCAGCAAAUUGGAACAUUCUGGCAGCAUAAAAGAAGACAAUGGUAGUUGUUUUGCCACUGAUAAUCUAGAGACCAGAGAAGCCAGAGACCCAUCUAGCCCCCCUCAGGCAGACAGUCCACCAGCUAGGUUUCCACCAUAUGAGUCUAACGAAAACAGAAGUUUCAAUGUUCUAAAGCAGCUGCUUCUUUCAGACAACUGCUUGAAGGAAUUGUCUCAACCAAGAAGUACAUUCAGUCCACCUUCACAUACAGUGUUGAAUGGAAAUACAAUCAAGCAAUCAUGCAAUGGAGGUGAGCAUCAAAACCUUCACAGGAGUCUGAGCCCCAACAGUGCAUCUUCUAAAAAAACAAGCGGUCACAGACCAGAAUCACCCAAAGUUACACAGCAGGAACCCGCAAGGUCAAAAAUUGAUUACAGCACCAUAAAAGAGUUGAAGGUCCCUACAAGGAUGCUUAAUGGAGAUGAUCAAACACUAAAAUACGGGCUAGACUCACCUCGGUUUACCAAGACUAACCCUAUUUUGUACUACAUGCUCCAAAGGAGCAAUGCACAACUGGUUAAAGAGGGGGAGGGACUAGAGGUUGGCUCGGGACAAAUGCAGACAAAGGUCAAAAAUGAGUCAUCAGGUGAUACUGAGGCCUUUGAACUUUAAAACAAAAUUCGCAGAAUUACAAUGGAACACUUAGUUGUGACUCACCACGGCUAAACGGGUCAUAGAAGAAAUACUAGUUUUGAGACUGUGAACCAGCAUCUGUGCUUGAACUAGAAAUGUGCUACUUUUUACUCUCUUCUACUUAUCUGAUUGCUACAGUACUUUCUAUUGAGGCAUCUCAUAUUUUUCACUUGAAUUACACGUCAUUGAGUUCACAAGAAGACCAUGAAACCAAAGUUCAUUUUGAAUAUUUACAAUCACGACUUUGGCUGAUUUCUUUCUUACUUUCUAAGUGGCAAAUGAAAUAAAAGUUUUCUACAGUACAAAAGGUGUUUGGAAGAUUUGCCCUCAUGUAUUUGUAACGGUAUCAGUUCCCACUCCGUUUUACACACAAUGAUCAGAAUUGGCCUGAGGCAGUAAGGUAUGAUGCACCAAUGCACAUGAUAAUCUGUAUAAACAGAUUGCACCUCAGCAGUUGUUAGUGAAUAUUCCUCAAUUUACCAUGCUGAAAUGAAGAAAUAACUGUGUUGUUAUUUUCGUCAAUGACGGGAAGGCUUUAAAUGUCAUAGUAUUUAUACGUUCAAAUGAAUUGAAUUUAAAAAAAAGAUAGGCAUCUCUCAUUGGUUCUGUAUUGUUCAAAGAAACCAACAGCAUUGCUAGAGCUGUAUGUUCAUUAUCAUGUUUGGAUAAUAUUGAAUAUGAGUCCAUCAGUGUUAAAACAUGGUAUCUUGAUAUCUAAAUGGUAUGUGAAGUGUGUAUAAUUUCCGUUAUCAAUGUCCUCUUUAAUUUCUCUCUUCCAUUGAAAAAACAAUGUUGUGAUGUGCUUUAUUCUUUACUCUGCAUUUUUCGCAUAUACCAUGUCAAGAAGGCAAUGGGUUUUUACAAUACUUUAGAAGAUGAUGAAUGAAAAUCACAAGAGUUCUUCAAAUGACUGCUUUUUGCUCAUAUGUUUUGUAUUUGUGUAUUUUAUGAACCGGUCUUGGUAUUAGCAUGUCAUAAGAUGUUUGUUCUAUUAUGCAAGAGAUUGCUGCAUCAACUUGAGACAAAUCAGCCCAAUCUCAGCUGUCUGUCAUGCUAAUGGACACAUUGAUCUAAUAAAGGGAGUGUUUGUGAUAUUAAGGCCAUUCCCACCAAAAUACAUAGCUCAUGUGAAGUUUUACAGUCUUAUGUUUGACAUGUUGUUUUUCAUCAAUCUUAAAGACUCGUUAUAAACUCUAUUUAUGUACAUAGCAUUAUCUUUAUGAAAGACAGCUAUUUUGUAUGAAUGAAAAGCAUUUUAGUUUUGAAAUUUCUUAAAGAGACUUCAAAGUAAAUGCCAUGUGAAUAUGUACUUUAGAGGAUGAUUUUUGUCCUUUUGCAUGUGUCUCCUGAUUAAACUACGAUAAUCUGUUCUGCAAUAUCUUGUGUUAUGUCAGAUAUUUAAGAGUACACUGCUGCCUGUUGCAUGCAGAUGCAUGAGAAGGUUCCUAUGUAUUAUUGGACAUGGGGAAAUUCAAAGUCUUAAGCAUAUAUAUAUAUAUAUAUAAAUAUACACACAAAUAUAUAUAUAUAUAUUUUGUCAUGGAGCCCAAUACAUAAAAUGUGAUCUGUACGUUUGUCAUGAAGAAAUAGACCGCUGGGCAAAAAUGUUUGAACUUUUGAAACAAAUGUGCAUAUGAAGAUAUUUAUUUUGUUUUUACUCAAUUUUAUUUUUUACAAGGAAAAAAGACAAACAAACAGGUUAACAAUCAUGUUCUGUACUGUACAGUACAACGAUGGAUUACUCUGACGUUUCAAAGACUUCUAUUAGUUUUGCAAUAUUGUUUUGAUGCAGGCUAACUGCAGUAUUGUGUAUCAUUAUUUCUAAAAAUACAUUUCUUUUGGGUGUUUACUUGCACAGAUUUUCAAUAAAGUUCUGAAAUGCACAAUCAG